UUAUUAUAUUACCAUGUGUGAAGUAAUCAAAAUAAAGACAACAUGAAUUUUGACGAUUAUGCUACCCACAUCUAUCAAAAGCUGAGGCUAGCUAUUGCUUUAGCAAUCAUACGAUCGAAACCAACAAAUAUAUCAACGGACGAAUAUUUAAACGAAUUAAAAUCCAAAAUGGUGGACAAAAUGGAGGAUGAUGACGUCACAGUGUGUAGCGAUGACUUUUUAAUGGACGACGACGAUUUAAAUGAUAGUGUGAAUCUCUUAAAAGAUUUUGAUCUAGGGGAUUUGGAAAAUGAUGGAAAUAUUGUAGAAUCUAAUGUCAUUGAAGAUCAGAAUAUGAACUUAGAUUCUGUGCAGAAUCAAGAAUCAGAACCUGCAACUCACGAUUCUUACUCACUUACGCAAGAAUCAAAUGCACGAAUUGAUUCUACUUACAAUGAUUCUCAAAAUAGAUUACAAUACAAUGUAGACGAAAUUGAAUUCGAUGAUUCAAAAGAACUAGUUUCUUAUAAAGUUCUAGAAGAAUUCAAUAAAGUAAAGAUGUAUUUAAGAAGAACGGAGCAGAAUAGAAGGUUGUCUUGCGAUGGAUAUUCAACGGAUUCGGGGUACCGCAGUGAUUCUCAAAUCAGGAGCAGUAAUCGCAGUGCAUUACAACUAAGUGAUAAUUGGCUGAACCAAUCUGCAUGCUGUUUAUUUAAUUAUAUAAUGCAGUGCCCUCUUGUCGCAGCUACGAGAGAUAUCACAAAUGAAAUUGCACAAGUUCUAAGCCAAUUGAUUGACAAAUUGCAUGAAGAAGAAAAAUAUCCAUCAUUCUUAGAAGAUUUAUUAGAAACUAUAGAUUUAUUACUACAACAAAUCUAUAACGGAUCCAACAGUGAAAACGAGUUCCUGACAACAGACGCAAACAUACAAAGAAUACUUUUACUAAAUAAGUCGAUACAUGUCCAGCAGCACACCAUAGAAGAAAUAACGAAAAUACUCGAAAUCUUCCACACAAAAGUUAACGAGAAGGAUACUACAUACGAACUAACGAAUAUUGAAGAAAUAGAAAAUGUAUCCUACAUAUUUCAUAUCCUAGAGAUUUUGUUAAAAAAACAUAUCAAAAACAAAGAAAUAUUAAGUCAAAGUAGUCAGCAAUCACAAGAAGAAGAGAAAAUAUUAAAAAAGAGUUCAAUUUCUGAUAUUUGGAGAAAGAAAUGGAAUCCAAGUCAAAAAGUUUUUGAGGGUAGUAAAGAAAAAAAAUGUGUUUUGAAAGUUUGCAGUGAUGUGUUAAACAAAAUAGUUGUUGAUUGCGUCAGUAACUACAGUUUGGUCGCUUAUUCAGCGCUUAAAUGUUUUAAUUCUAUGCAAUCUUAAGAUAAAAACUAAGGAUCAAAAUGUAGGCAAGUAUUUUUGAAAAACAUCAGUUAGAUUAAUAAGGCUAGGCUGGAAUUUAGGUAUUAAUUUUGUAAAAUAUAAGUCUUUUAGUUAAAAAUCCUUACUAAAGGCAUCAUGUAGUGUUGUAUCAAUAGUUAUUUUUAAG
Molecule: messenger RNA, 1519 nt
Organism: Trichoplusia ni (cabbage looper)
Lineage: Eukaryota; Metazoa; Arthropoda; Insecta; Lepidoptera; Noctuidae
Product: kinesin-related protein 4-like
Exons: 6
Coding region: 43-1353 (436 amino acids)
Biological process (GO): oogenesis; homologous chromosome pairing at meiosis; DNA recombination
Cellular component (GO): lateral element
Source: RefSeq, a predicted model, not a curated record